CUUUAUGAAGCAGCUGUCAAUCUUUAUUUUGCAAAAAAAAAUGUACUUAUUCAUAAAACGACUGAAAUGAAAGAUUACAAAAACAUUUCAGGAAGGUCAUUCCAGGAAGUGCAAUGAUAUUCAAAUCUCCCACAUGGGUCAGGGGCGUUUCAGGACAAUUGUGACAGAUGUAAUAAUAUUCACUGCCUGAAGAAAGCUGCCGGUCCGUUUGCAACAAGCCUCGAAAUAGGAAGACUGGAACAAGUUCUGUUUGCAAUCUUUCACUUCAAUAAAGUAGGUGUGGUUCAGAGCUGCCCAUCCCCCUGUUGACUGUAAUAAAGGGGACGGGAUUUAACGCUGGAUUUUAGACUCGAGGAAGGACCCCGGAAUCUGUAGCCUAGACCCAGUGCCAUCUUCAACUCUUAACAGGUUCCUGUUGACACCAUGGCAACCUCAUCGACCAUUGCUGAUAAAAUCCAAAAUGAUUUUUUAAAUUGUAAAAUCUGCCUUGCUACUUUUAAACAACCUAAAAUGUUGCCCUGUCUCCACACAUAUUGCCUGGAAUGCCUAGAGGAUUUAACCAAGGAUGACAAGAUACUCAAGUGCCCAGAGUGCAGAGAGAUUGUUGACCUGAGUGGUGGGAUCAGCAAACUGAAGACAAACUUUCAUAUCAAUAGUCUUCUGGAUAUUUUCCAAAGCCCAGAGAAGAAGGAGUUGACAUGCAGCCUUUGCCCCCCAGGACACAAAGGUAAGAAUCCAGCCGUGGUCAAAUGUGGUGGUUGCUCUAAUUACAUGUGCCAGGCUUGUGGGGACAGGCAUCAGUCCACCCACCCAACCCACAUGCUAGUGAAUCUGGCCGGCUCCUCCCUUGAUGAAACUGACAUUGAGGUGAUGAUGAGAAAGAAAAUCUACUGCCAAAUUCAUCCCAACGACAGAGUAAGUUAUUACUGCAACACCUGUGAUUGUGUAAUCUGUUCCAAAUGUUACUCAUAUUCCUGCAUUAAGCAUCAGCGGCUUGGACUGGUGGAAGCGGCCAAGGCCAAGAAACUUACAGUAAGGAAGCUGCUGGAAAGACUCGGGAGUGAUAUUCAGCUCCAUAUCCAACGAGAAGGUGACCUGAAUGAAGCGAUGGACAAAGUGAAAGCGAUAGAAUGCUCUAUAAUAUCCAGCAUAGAGAACACUCUGACAGAGGUUUUAAACAAUUUGUUUAAACAGGGAGAAGCUAUCAAAAAGACAGUCUCAGAUUAUGUCAAGAAACAGGAAGAGUCAUAUGCGGCUGCUAAGUCUACUCUUCAGCUUCAGAAGAAAAAGGCACAAGACACAAAAGAAUACUGUGCGAGGGUCAUAUCGACUUCUGAUGCGAAGGAGAUACUGUGUUUGAAGAGCAUUAUUGAAGAUCAAAUUAGUGCAUUGCAAGCUUUGAGCAGCCUGAAUGUAAACAAACCCAGUCCCAAAGUAACUGUCAAUAAAUCAGUAAAGGAUAUGAUAUCACAAUGUCAUCUUUUCAAUAUCACAUAUGGUGAAGAACCAGUUUCUGAAUCUCAGCAAAGCCCAAGUAGAACUGAGCAGCUGAAACAGACUCAGGCAUAUCUUCCAAUUGCUCAGCCCAAAGAAAAGGCAAUUCGGAAAUAUUUCUUCGACACAAAUCUCGACGAUGACUCGUAUGACCCAAAAUUGACGGGUGUCAGCAUUUCAGGAGAUGGAGACAUCAUCGUUGCGGAUGAAGAGAAUUCACUCCUGAAAUGUUACCUGGAUAAUGGAUUAUUGAAGACGACUAUCUCAUUACCAGAUGAGGAUGAAGAUCCAUGCAGUGUUGCUGUAUGUGAUGAUAUUAUUGCAUGCUCCGCUAAGAACAGGCUUUAUCUCCUGGAAAUGGAUGGUUCGUUAGUAAAAAAGCUUUUCCUCCGAGGUUCGGAGUCAGUUUACCCCAUUGCUGCUUAUGAAGAUGAAUAUGUGGCCGUGAGUGAAGGAACUUUAUGUUCCAUUUCUCUCUAUGAUCUUAAUGGGUAUGUGGUUAGCAGAGUUAAACCACAGGGUUAUGAGGGAAUUAGAUUUCUCUUCAUUGCAAUUAACAGUGAAGAAGAGUUCAUUGUAUCUGAUUGUGGGAAGAAAUGUGUCGUUAUUUUCAAUAGGAGUGAGGAAAUAAUCGCCAUCUGUAAUGAGAGCUGUGUGAAUGGCCUGACAGUUGCCCUUAACCCUUUCAGUGUCUGUGUUGAUGGAAAUGACAAUAUUUAUGUUACUGAGCCCAGUAGGAUCCUCUUAUUUUCCCCAACUGGAGUCUUUAAGGACCAAUUGUUGAGCACAGCAGAUGGUCUGCACAAGCCACGUGUCAUUGCAAUAGAUCAAGAUGACAACCUGAUUAUUACCCAAGGCAAUGGCUAUGUUUGCGUGUACGAGUUGAAUUUGGAUUAACAGUAUAGCUAGAAUUCAGGGUACACCAUACUACCCAUAUGAAAAUCUACAUGAACCAGGCUGGGGGACAAAAUCUGUUUAAUCACCUGCUUCUGAAAUCUAGAAUCCACCCCCACCGCCCCGAGCAAUGGAAUGAAAGACUCACUCUCUCUGUAAAUAAACAUUUUGGGGGUGUGGGAGGGGCCUGCGGGGAAUUAAAUGCUCUCCCCCGAGGUGAGCUUGGUGGUGGGGAGGGCAUUUCAUCAGGCAGGAGGGGGUGGCCGGUGGGCACCCUGUCUCCUUCGUGCCUCUGCCAAAAUUAAGUGAACGGCCUUCCUUACCCUUCCCAAGCCACCGCCAAUUGAGACCGUUGAGUAAUCCGCAGAAAACUAGCCCCUUGUCCUUUCUGCCGGCUCACCCUUUCCCCUGACCCCCUUCCUGCCAUCACCCUCCUGUUGGCCUGGGAUCUGGCACUGAUCCUAGCCCUGUCCGGUCAGUGCUGUCAGCAGCCAAGUAGCAUUAGGUCCAUUUGCAGUGGCUUCAAUUUUCCUUUGUUGUGGAGCAGAUCUUUUCAUUUCACCUCCAGUGUCAAUGGGGAACAGGCUUUCAUCUAUCUUUCCAGACACAAGACCACCAACUGUCUUCUCCAGCAGCCACACAUCCUCCAAAAAGGUUUCCACUUCAGUAGUGUCACUGUGUCUGGUCCAGUUCUUCUUAUUCCUGUUGAGGCGCCGGUAGCAGCCACCAUUUGGUGCUGAUGAGUACUGACAGCCCCUGAUGGGCCAGCUGCUCUUGAGGGGUGGGACUUGUGCUGCUGACAUCCCCGAUCCCAGGGAAGGUUCGCCGCUGGCCUGAGAGGCACUUAAUUCAGCGGCCCUUCCCACAAAGAGGCAGUGCGAGGUUUUCACUGGCUCACCAACCAGCAAGCAAGAGCCCAAUCACCUCCAUUAAAUACCACCCAUUGCGUGAAAUAAGUUAAAGAAACUUCAGACUGGUUCAAAACAAAUGUGAUUCAAUAUCCAGCCUUGUCUUCAGUUUGGUAUUCAUUGGCAGAGGUGUGGGAAAUUGGAACAUCAUACACACUGCUUCACAGAGAAUGAAUGUCCUGUCUCCGAGCCUGUGGCAGAUUAGAGCAAGCUUUACUUUUAAAUGUGGUACAUCUGAGCUGGACACUCAGAAUUAUUUAAUUCUCCAACACUUGUUUGAAACAUUCCAAUAUUUGAAUAUGUUUUUGUACCUUCCCUUGCUAUUCAUUUAAAACUGUACAUAUUGUGAGGCUGUCCCAUUCCUGUUUGAUGAUGGAGAUCAAUUGUUUACUCUUCAUGUUGGCUGAGAGCCGAGGCUCAGACAUGUACAUGAUUAUAUUGACCAAUGGGAUUGCAGGAAAAGGUCACUAAUGUACGCUAAGUCUUAUGAUCACUAUUGCCCAAUUAGAUUCCUCUGGACCAACACAGUCAGUUGAAAUGUUUACAUGAUUAAGAUUGAUUGUGGCAAAAGGGACACAAGGUUUUUUGGUGUAGAUUAUUUAGAUCUUAGGAAAGGAAUUCAAUUAUUACUAUUACUAUAGUAUUUAGCCUUUAUCUAACUUGUUUAAAAAAAAUUUCUCAAAUAUAGCCCCAAUUGAAGAGAUUUAAAGGUCUGCCGAUUGAAUUUUCAGAGAGGGGUUUCCCAAUUUCCUGCCAUGACAUCAGCAGAGUCUGCAGACAAUCGGUUUGAGUAGGAGGUUGGGAAAAGCCCAUGAAAAUUACACUGUAACUUUAACUCUUUGUUUUCUGAUUCUAGUCAACAUACAUGUCCAAUUUUGGCCUUUGCUAACCAACACUUGGUGAGGCCCUACACUGUUGAUUAAUCUAGGUUUAGAUCUCCUGAGCUUGCUUUGUGUCUAUUAGUACAGUCACAUUGUUGAUUAUAUAUAAUAGUGUAAAAGUCUUUGAAUGCAACAUCAGACCAAAAAAAAUCAUUAUUGUGCUAGCUGGAUAAUUAUCACAUUCCAGUGUACUCUAGCUAUUGAUUGCAUUAUGUUUUGAUUAGAAAAUAUAAUAAACGUACUGGAGUUCA
Messenger RNA from Carcharodon carcharias (great white shark), 4428 nucleotides. Its product is annotated as E3 ubiquitin-protein ligase TRIM56-like. The transcript is spliced from 2 exons. The record is from RefSeq and is a predicted model, not a curated record. Gene Ontology annotation, molecular function: zinc ion binding; ubiquitin-protein transferase activity. Gene Ontology annotation, cellular component: chromatin; nucleoplasm. Gene Ontology annotation, biological process: positive regulation of DNA-templated transcription. NCBI's taxonomy places the organism in Eukaryota, Metazoa, Chordata, Chondrichthyes, Lamniformes, Lamnidae. Bases 424 to 2391 code for a protein of 655 amino acids.